This is a messenger RNA of Gallus gallus (chicken), 3561 nucleotides long. It is a transcript of the gene KLHL42, whose product is annotated as kelch like family member 42. NCBI's taxonomy places the organism in Eukaryota, Metazoa, Chordata, Aves, Galliformes, Phasianidae. Gene Ontology annotation, molecular function: protein binding. The record is from RefSeq and is a predicted model, not a curated record. The transcript is spliced from 3 exons. The coding region runs from base 74 to 1585 and encodes 503 amino acids.
GGUAGCGAUCCUCGGGACAGAGGUGGAGCCAGCUGGGGCCGGCAGCGGCCGGGUUGGGUUGUAGGGGGUCGCGAUGUCCAUUGCGGAGCGACAGCGGAUGGAGGAAGAGGAGGGGGAAGGGGCCGGCGGCGGAGAGGAAGUGGUUCAGAUCCGACUGGGUGACAAGUGCUACCCGGUGUGCAAGAGGAAGCUGAUCGAGCAGAGUGACUAUUUCCGAGCCCUGUACCGUUCGGGCAUGCGGGAGGCAGGGCAGGGCCAGGAAGAGCAGCUGUUGCGCGGAGGGCUGAGCGCGCUGGGUCUAGAGCUGGUGCUGGACUUCAUCAACACCUCCUGCCUGGCCCGGCUGGAGCAAGAGGGUGAGGAGGAGCCCCCUCUGCUAGAGGAGCUGGUGGAGGCCGCCUCCUACCUGCAGGUUACUCCCCUAUUGCGGUUGCUGCUCUCUCAGGUGCGACUGGGCAACUGCCUGGAGCUACACCACUUGGCCCAAAUCUAUGGCCUGCAGGACCUGCAUGAUGCCUGUUUGGACUUCAUGGCUUCCAAUUACCACCAGGUGCUGCGCAGGCCCGAUACCCGGGUUCACCUCCACCUGCCUCAUGCUCUCCAACAGCACCUGAAGGAGAGACGGAUGAGAGGCACUGCUACUCUGGUGGCCAUUGGGGACUUCAUGGGUACCUCAUCCCUGGGCCUGUCCCCGGGCUGUCACCCGCAGGCAGAGGCCCCUUGGUCCAUGCUGAGGUACGAUGAGGAAGCAGAGCAGUGGCUACCCCUAGCCAACAACCUACCUCCAGAUCUGGUGAAUGUGCGAGGCUACGGGUCGGCCAUGCUGGACAACUACCUCUUCAUCAUUGGAGGAUACCGGAUCACCACCAGUCAGGAGAUCUCAGCUGCCCAUUGUUACAACCCUUGCCUAAAUGAGUGGAGUCAGCUGGCUUCAAUGAACCAGAAGAGGUCAAAUUUUAAGCUGUUGGCUGUAAAUGGAAAGCUCUAUGCCAUUGGUGGUCAAUCCCUUUCCAACGUGGAGUGUUAUAACCCAGAAAAUGACUGGUGGAAUUUUGUAGCAUCCAUGCCAAAUCCUCUUGCAGAAUUCUCAGCUUGCGAAUGCAAGGGCAAGAUUUAUGUUAUUGGAGGAUACACUACACGAGACAGGAACAUGAACAUCUUGCAAUACUGUCCUACUUCUGAUUCCUGGACCAACUUUGAACUCUGUGAUGUCCAUGUUCGUAAACAGCAGAUGGUCUCUGUUGAAGAAACAAUCUAUCUAGUAGGAGGUUGUAUUCAUGAACUUGGACCAAACCAAAAAUCCAGCCAAAGUGAAGAUGUGUUAACUGUGCAGUCUUACAACACUGCUACCAAAGAAUGGCUCUACCUCAAAGAGAACACAUCAAAGUCGGGUCUUAACUUGACUUGCACUCUUCACAACGAUGGAGUUUAUAUAUUGAGUAGGGAUAUUACUUUAUCUACGAGCUUGGAGCACCGUGUUUUUCUGAAGUAUAAUAUAUUUACAGACAGUUGGGAGUCACUAAGACGCUUUCCAGCCUUUGGACAAAACAUGCUGAUCUGUUCUAUGUAUUUGCCUGAUGUGUGAGAUGUGUAAUGGCAUCAGGUUUUUCUUUGCAGCUCAUUAAUCAUUCUCGGAAGAAAUAUUACUCUAAGUAAUUCCAGUUUCAGAAUGUAAUGUGGUUGCAUAACAUAGACAUAAAAUACUGAUUCUUUUCUUAAAAAAAAAAAAAAAAAAAGUUAUAAAAUCCAAUAUUAAGAUCAAUGGUUCUAGAAACAGUUCCAAGAUUUCAGUUUAAUUUUCUUUUAUUUUGUAUUUAAAUUUCACCGAAUAUUGUUUACAACUUAAGCAUAAAAAUUUAUGUUGGUAACUUAUGAAGGAUAGAGUUUCAAAGGCAAAACUGAUUAUUCUCAUUUUAUUCUUCAUCAUUAUAGACAACGUAGAAGAGAGAGUGUACAUGGUGAAAGUGAAUAUAAUUCAAUAAAAUAAAUACUAUAUCUAAGAGAAAUCAAAAAAGGAAUGAUUUUUUUAAGUAUAAUUUUUACACAGUCUGUGUUCUGUCGAAUGCAUAAUGUUUAAAAUUGCUUAUGCUCUCAUGUUAUUAUCUCUUCUACAGUCACAAGUGAGAGUUUCAAGAGUUUCAGCAAGUAGGUAUCACCAAGAAACAUGUAUUUCCUUGAAUUAUUUGUCAUAAAAUGCUUCAUGAGGGACUGGGAAGAAUUACCUGGAGACUAAAAGUAUCCGUCUGGAUUUUAGAUGCUGCUUUAAUGGAAGUUAGCAGUAUUUAUGGUUGCCAUCAUGAUAGAGGUAAAAAGACUGCAAAUUCAAAUUGGGAAGUUUGCUCAUCUUCCAGAAGGUUUUCAGGUUUAGUUAUCCUGUUGUUUUCUGCUGUGCUAAAUAUUAAAAAUCAAAUUAUAGAAACAAAGAAACAGAUGUUAGCAGCAAGAUGCAUUGUAGGAAGAUAUACAUGAGUACACACUGUGGUGAUUCUGCACCAGGCACUUGCUGCUUGAUAACAGUCAUCUAGGGCAAAAGAGGAGACUGAAUCACUUGAUGUGGCAGGGUUCAUUUGUGUAAACGACUUCCUUAUGACACCAGCUCUAACAGGUGUAUGUGGAUGUUGACUUUCUUGUGUUACCAGGAACCUGGUAGAUAUAACCAGUUUGCUACCUAAAGUUGUUAGUUUCUGCAAAGAACGUAAGGGGAUAGUCACCAUAGAUUCUCAUUUGUGUUCGCUAGUUUCUGCAUAUUGCCUGAGACUUUCUUUUUUGGAGCUGACAAGUUCACUGGAGUCUACUGAAGGCCUUGGUUGUUAUCAUGGGAAGGUUUCACAACUGCUGCCUUUGGGAAAGAGAGAACCAGAUUAGGUAUAUCAUGAACAGAUUGCAUAGAUGUUGAUUUUGUGCCAGCUCUUUCUCGAAAUGAUGAGAUUUAAUUCACUUGAAUGUAUUCCUAGCAAGGGGAGAUUUUUUUUUUUUUUUUCCCUUUUGAAAUUCAGGAAUCUGAAUUGACUUUUCAAAAUAGAUGCCUGUUGUACAGAGAAAGAAAAGACAGCAAUGGUUCCCUUCAGUCUCUUUUAACUCCCAUCUUUUCUAUGGUCUUGAAUUAAAUUGAUGUUAAAGAACUGUAAGACAAUUAUCUCUCACACAUUCUGUGCUUCAGUGCAUAGUUUUGAUGCUUCUGAUCAUGUAUAGCAACCCAAACAGAAAAUUCCAGGAAACUCUGUUUAUCUAGUGAGGACAUUAAGCAAGGUACUUUGAAUAUCCAGAAUUAACAUCUUCUGGGUGGGAUUUUUGCAGUCUGGCGGAGCAUGUUAUGUUUAAGCCCCAAAUUGUGUCUGUUCAUCUGUAUGCAUGAAUUUCACAAGUUUAGCCUUUGUCUAUUUGUUAGUUUUCAUUCCUUUGAAAUCCUCAUGCACUGAGCGGCUGCUGUGUUAUGACAGUUGCAUCAUAUCAAACAAUGGCUUUUCUACAAUGAAGAAUUAGGGUGAUUUUCCAAAGAUUCUUAAGUGAUUUGUUUUUAACUUUUGUAAGUGUUUUAGAAUAAAUAUAAACACUGUUCCA